GCUAAAGACAGAUCGUCGUCGGCCGCCCGGCUUCGUUAUAAAAAUCAAUAGCAUUAGUAAGUUCGUACAAACGAAUUAUACGAUUCUCUUAGUGUGCGCCCGUGUCGGUGUGCGGAAAACAAAAAAAAAACCACCAGCGAAAAUUCUUGUAAUAAAAAUCAAUCGGAGCGAGGAAGGCGCCGCGCGGGGCGCCGACUGGUCGGGCGCUCCCCCGCACAUCUACAACACAACUCUAUAGUGCAUCUACCUCCUGCCUCCCCGAUUUAUUCCGCGAAUUCUACUUUACACCUCUUCCUAAACAAUCGAAAAACUUUCUCCCAAACGCGUAGUUUUGUAGCCUUGAAAGCUUUAGAUUUCAAAAGAUCGCUUGGAAACUCGAAGCGGGGGGACGACGGGGCGAAGUCGUUUUGUUUUUAUUUCUUCGACGAAAAAAAUAACGCCGCCCUGCAGCGUCCUAAACAUGCGCCACGCAGCUACGCGGGCCCGGCCGGGUGUGUGCGGGAUUCACUUUCAUUUGCGACAUCCCAUCCCGAAGGUCACCGCGCGGCAGCGGAUCCUGACCGUGUUCUAGGUAAGUAAAGUUCGUUAUUCGCGCCCUUUUCCACGUUUAUCGCGUCCGUGUUUUACUUCGUCCUUCGCAAAGACGGUAGACUUUCGCGCACGUGUUUGGUGUCCACGGUAACGCGGGGAGAGGGUUAACCGCGCAAGUUUUACAUUCACUAUUCCCGCGUCCGCAGGUGCGAGUGGGUAGUUGUGUGGCCGUCCGUCACGUGUUUCGAUAGUUUUGAAAUUUACGCGCGUCAAAAAAUACGUUACUAUCGGAGAGUUAUAUGUGGGUAGCUAUAUAGUUAUACUUAAGUUUGCGAGCGUCCCGGCAAAAACAAACAGAAUUAAAAAAGCGCUGGCCUUGCGGGCGACAGAAAGGGAGGGAAAUUAACUUCGCACUCUUCAUUUGUGCACCAAUCGAGAAAAAAUUCAAUAAAGCUCGCUUCCUUUUGUCUAAUUGCCUACGUAUACGUACUUAUGCCGACUGUUCGAUUUCUGCGACAUUUAGAAGGAAAAUGGAGCAUUUCGCUGUAUCGCCCGCGAGGGCCCGACCUCUCGACAAUAGGAAAUGCCCGGCCGCGGUUAUCCGCAGGUCAAGCACGAACCGACCUCCGAAGACGACGACUCGCAGUACGCACACGGCUAUCUCACAAAUCAGAUACUACCUUCAUUGGAACUCCAUCCGGUGAAGGUCGAGGCCGAUAUAGACGACAAUGCGUCUGCGCAUAUAUUACGGCAUUUACAGGGUCCGGCAAGUAUGGAGGAGCUAGCGCCGCCGGCGCCGGCGGGCCCCGCCGCCACGCCGGUCGCCGUCAAGCUGGAACCUGCUGAGCCCGCCGUCACGCUCGAGACCCUCGCGCCGGCGCCGCACUCGGACACGCUGGGUUCCAUGCUCAUCGAUAGACACAAGACGCUGCUCGGCGCGAACGAUGCCGACUCCAUGGAUUUCAUGCCUCUCCUUACUGUUAAAGACGAGCCUCUCUCUGAAGGAGAGCAACACCACCUGAGUGGGUCAGACACGAGUGACUCCAGCACCCAGCCGGAGCCGCCUCGCGGCAGCCCUAAAAACUGGACGCAGCAAGACAUGGAACUGGCCCUGGAAGCCCUGCGGACGCACAACAUGAGUCUUACUAAGGCAUCGGCCACAUACGGCAUCCCGUCAACAACGCUGUGGCAGCGCGCGCACCGGCUCGGCAUCGACACGCCCAAGAAGGAGGGCGCCUCCAAGUCCUGGAGCGAGGAGGAUCUUCGCGGCGCCCUGCACGCGCUGCGGUCCGGGGCUAUUUCUGCCAACAAAGCCAGCAAGGCUUACGGCAUCCCAAGCAGCACUCUCUACAAGAUCGCCCGGCGCGAGGGUAUUCGGCUGGCGGCUCCGUUCAACGCGGCGCCCACCGCGUGGCGACGGGCUGACUUGGAGCGGGCGCUGGCGUCCAUCCGCUGCGGAGCGGCGUCUGUACAGCGAGCGGCUUCGCAGUUUGGCAUACCUACAGGCACACUGUACGGGCGAUGCAAACGAGAGGGAAUCGAGCUGUCACGGUCUAACCCUACGCCCUGGUCAGAAGACGCAAUGGGGGAGGCCUUGGAAGCUGUCAGAGUGGGACAAAUGUCAAUAAACCAAGCAGCGAUCCACUAUAAUCUGCCUUAUUCGUCACUCUACGGACGGUUCAAGAGGUGCAAAUAUCAAAGUCCUCAAGCAAUGCCUCAGCAGAACAUGCCGGAGAUGGAGAUGGAACCUCCACAAGCCCAGAUGUACUAUCCGCACCAAGUGCCCAUGCCCGAGGACUAUCAUCAGAGCUACAUGGCGGAACCUGAAGCUAUGCAUGCCGCCGUCAUUCAGGAGCCCUAUGGGAUGUACUAUCAAGGUUGCAGCAGCAGUAUCGCGACGAGUUGAGGGUACAACGCCUCAGGAAGCGAGGGCCCUUGACAUUGCGCUUUCUGAGGGACUUACUUAUUAGUCCAAGAAGCUUUGAGGUUUACAGAAAAAAUGAGGG
Cydia amplana is the source of this 2537-nucleotide messenger RNA. RefSeq lists its product as uncharacterized. The record is from RefSeq and is a predicted model, not a curated record. The transcript has 12 exons. Bases 1115 to 2437 code for a protein of 440 amino acids. Gene Ontology annotation, cellular component: nucleus. Gene Ontology annotation, molecular function: DNA binding. Gene Ontology annotation, biological process: regulation of transcription by RNA polymerase II. Lineage: Eukaryota; Metazoa; Arthropoda; Insecta; Lepidoptera; Tortricidae.